AUGCGACCUCAAACUUCGCUCUCCUACCUCCUCUCGGCCUUCGCGGCCAUUUCAUUAUCACCUCUCGCCCUCGCGGAAAACAUCAUCGAGUCAAACUCGCUGAAUUCUUGCAAGAGCGGCUCCAACUUCACGGCAACCCUGUUCAACGUUGCUUACACCCCGUCCAACAGCAGUAUCAGCCUCAACAUUAAUGGUGUCUCGUCCAUUGUAGGAAAUGUUACGGCGCAGUUGGAAGUGAUUGCUUAUGGAUUUACCAUCGUCAACGAGACUCUCGACCCGUGCUCCAUGAAUCUGGCGGGCUUCUGUCCCAUGCAAACAGGUCAAAUCGAUAUCGAGACCAACAUCGAUGUUCCCAAGGAUGUUUCUAAACAAGUUCCGGGAAUCGCAUACAGCGUGCCAGAUCUGGACGGUGUGGUUCGUGUUUAUGUCACCUCCCUCGACACGGGUGCGGUGAUUGCUUGUAUGGAAGCCGAUCUCUCCAACACCAAAAGCGUGUACCAUCCAGCUGUGGGCUGGGCCACGGCCGUUAUUGCCGGUCUGGGGCUUGUUGCUGCCGGUCUCACGUCGGGUCUCGGGCAUCCCAACACAGCUGCUCAUGUUGCUGCGAACGCGAUAUCACUCUUUGGUUUCUUUCAGGCACAAGCCGUCAUUGGGAUGACUUCGGUCACAAUGCCUCCGAUAGUGCAAUCUUGGACACAAAACUUCCAGUGGAGUAUGGGUAUUAUUCGGGUAGGAUUUCUUCAGUCGAUUGCAACGUGGUAUCAGCGUGCGACCGGCGGAACCCCGACUACCUACCUUUCCACCCUCAGCACAUUUUCGGUCCAAGUGCAGAAACGCGCUAUCAAACGGUCGCUGGAUGUCAUCACCACUUUCGCAGCCCAGAACAUGCGCUACUUGGCCAAACGCCAAAGCUCCGCAACCACCACUACCGUGGCGAACGUCAAAGUCGUUCGUGGAAUCGAUAGAGUCGGUUUUAGGGCUGGAAUCGAACAGACCAACAUCUUCAUGACCGGUCUGAUAUUUUUCGUCUUCAUCCUAUUCUUAGUUGCAGUCUUGGUCGCCCUUACCAAGGCCAUUCUUGACGGCUGUGCCAAGGCCGGUUGGAUGAAGACUGAUAAAUUCCUCGAGUUCCGAAAUGGCUGGAAAAUUGUCAUCAAGGGUAUUCUUUUCCGAUUGGUUCUACUCGGUUUCGUGCAGAUGUCUGUUCUCUGCUUGUGGGAAUUGGUCGAACGAGAUUCGGCGGCUGAGGUUGUGUUGGCUUUGGUCGUUUUCAUCUCCAUGGCAGUCGCCUUGGGGUGGGCGUCUUUCAAGGUCAUUCAACUGGCGAAGAAGUCGGUCGCCAUGCACAAGAACCCAGCCUACAUCCUCUAUUCUGACCCCGAGUGCCUCAACAAGUGGGGAUUUCUCUACGUGCAGUAUCGCGCCACUGCAUACUACUUUGUGGUGCCCCUUUUGGGCUACAUUCUGAUCAAGGCCAUCUUCAUCGCGUUUGCGCAGAAAUCACCUGUGGCUCAAGCCGUGGGUUUGGUUAUUGUCGAGGCCGUGGCACUCAUCGCCAUCAGCGUCCUUCGGCCAUUUAUGGACAAGAAAACUAACAUCUUCAACAUCUCCAUUGCUGCGGUCAACUUCCUCAACGCUAUCUUCCUCCUCGUCUUUUCGAACGCAUUCGGACAGCCCGAGAUGGUUUCGGGCGUCAUGGGCGUUAUCUUUGCCUUCUACAACGUGGUAUUUGCGGCUGUGCUGUUGAUCCUGGUGCUUAUUGCCUCGAUCUAUGCUAUUGCAUCCAAGAACCCCGAAGUCAGAUAUCAGCCGAUGCGUGACGAUCGAGGAAGCUUCAUCAAGUCUCAAGCCGCGCUGACGACCGAGUUGGACGCGCUUGGAGCCACGGCCAGAGGAGAUGGGCAGACAACAUAUAAUAACGACAAAGGUUACGAUGAUGAUGCUUCCUUCUCGAGCGAAUCGCUGAAGCAUCAAUCUGAGGUGACACAACGACCUAUGUCUCAAAAUCAUGCUGCCCAACCCCAGCAAGACUUCAACACGCCAAUGUAUCCCAGCGACCAGCCAGGACGACGUGGUCCCCCACAGUCGUAUGAACAGCGACAAAUGUACAACCAAGGUUACAACGCGGGUGGUGACUACGGGUACGGUGGGAGACCAAACACAACCUCCUCGCAGCCGUCGUACGAUCGAAGCGUGAGCAGUGUUGCCAGUGGUGGCUACGGGGCACCUCCUCGUUCCGCGCAAGGCGGAUAUCCUCCACAGCAAGGGUUCCGACAGCAAAACAAUGCCAGUCCCUGGCAAAGAGGAGCUGGCUACGAGUGA
Molecule: messenger RNA, 2322 nt
Organism: Fonsecaea nubica
Lineage: Eukaryota; Fungi; Ascomycota; Eurotiomycetes; Chaetothyriales; Herpotrichiellaceae
Exons: 2
Coding region: 1-2322 (773 amino acids)
Biological process (GO): fungal-type cell wall biogenesis; transmembrane transport
Source: RefSeq, a predicted model, not a curated record